GCAGUGUCAAUACAAUAGGCUUCUUGUGUGUGGAUGUGUGCGCCUGCUGGGAGGCUGAGGCAGCUUCACUCUGCUCGGCGGCCGGGUUGUCUGCGCUCUGGGCACAGCGCCUCUGCCAUGGACUGAAGAGGACGUGAUAGAACGAGCAAGUGUGAGGGCACAGAGCGUCAGAGAAGAGGAUGCGUCAGGAUGAAGCGACACAGGCACCUCAGCAGCAGCGACAGCUCGGACAAUGAAAGUCCUUCAACUUCCUUUUCGUCCUGUUGUCAGUACAGGAACAAGGGUAAAAACACAACAGAGGAGGAAAAGAAGUCUUCCGAGGUAUUCCGGAAAGACCUAAUCAGUGCCAUGAAGAUUCCCGAUUCCCAACAUGUCAAUAUGGAGGACUACUAUCACUUUGUAGACACGUGGAAGCAGGAGUGGGAGAAGGGAGUUCAAGUACCUGCUAAUCCAGAUUCCAUCCCACAGCCUUCUCUCAGGGUCAUUGCAGAAAAAGUGAAGGAUGUUCUGUAUUCUCGUCCACGAAAGUACAUCCAUUGUUCAGGCCAAGAACCAACAGAACCUGGUUAUAUCAACAUUCUGGAAUUGGCAGAGAGCAUGUGCCGUUACGAUCUUGAUGAUGUGGACCUCUUUUGGCUUCAAGAAUGCAACCUUGAGUUAGCAGAUAUGGGAUGUGCUCCUUUGGAUGAGAGCACUAUGGAGAAGACAUUAGAAGUCCUGGAACGGCAGUGCCAUGAAAACAUGAAUCAUGCCAUAGAGACAGAAGAAGGCCUAGGCAUCGAGUACGAUGAGGAUGUCAUUUGUGAUGUGUGCCGCUCUCCUGACAGUGAGGAAGGCAAUGAUAUGGUCUUCUGUGACAGGUGCAACAUCUGUGUUCACCAGGCGUGUUAUGGCAUUCUGAAGGUUCCGGAAGGCAGCUGGUUGUGUCGCACUUGUGUGUUAGGGGUCCACCCACAGUGUAUUUUGUGCCCAAAGAGAGGAGGAGCCAUGAAGCCCACAAGAAGUGGAACAAAAUGGGCCCAUGUUAGCUGUGCACUAUGGAUACCAGAGGUGAGCAUUGCGUGUCCUGAAAGGAUGGAACCUAUCACUAAGCUUUCUCAUAUACCUCCAAGUCGGUGGGCGUUGGUUUGCAGUCUGUGCAAACUGAAGACAGGAGCCUGCAUACAGUGCUCCGUUAAGAGCUGUAUCACGGCCUUUCACGUCACUUGUGCAUUUGAGCAUAGUUUGGACAUGAAGACGAUACUAGAUGAAGGGGAUGAAGUGAAAUUUAAAUCCUAUUGCUUGAAGCACAGUGAGAACAAGCACUGUCCAGCAGAACAAGACGAGCCCGACAAAGCUCAUGUGGACAAUAGACAGAGUGAGAGUGAAAAAAUCAGCCUCCGAGCUCAGAAACUGAAGGAGUUAGAGGAAGACUUUUACACUAUGGUGAAUGUGGACCAUGUGGCAGCCGAAAUAGGCUUGCCCAAGAUAACGGUGGAUUUAAUAUAUUCUUUCUGGAUGUUAAAACGAAAAAGUAAUUUUAACAGACCGCUUGUACCACCUAAAGAGGAAGAACAGAAUGGCUUGAUGCAGCCCAAGGAGGACAGUAUUCACACCAGGAUGAGAAUGUUCAUGCACCUUAGGCAAGAUCUUGAGAGAGUAAGAAAUUUGUGCUACAUGGUCAAUAGAAGAGAGAAACUCAAACUGUCCCACAGUAAAGUCCAUGAGCAAAUCUUCAAUUUACAAGUACAACUUGUCAAUCAGGAGAUGGCAGCAGGACAACCUUUAUCAAGUGCGCUGGAGAAUACAUUAUUUUACCCUCCUCCAAGAAUAACUUUGAAGUUAAAAAUGCCAAAAUGCACACAAGGAGACAGUAAAAACAGUUCAGUGAAGACUGGCAAACGAUCAGGUCUUGUUGAUAAAAACAAUACUUCACAUCAUGGCCGUGGCAGAAAGCUACAGAAAUCUUCAGAGGUCCUCACUAAACACUACUCCUCCCACUUGGCCUCCGAACAAAGACGGAAUGGAUUACUAGAGAGUAGUAAUCCCCGGAUUGAGAAUCAGGAACCAGUGAUGCAACAAACGUCACGAUAUAGGAGCUCAGGUAAACCAAUGUCUCUACAAGCUGUAAUACAUGGACAGUCUUCAAAUGGAAGUGGGAAAGUUCAGCGUCAACAUCUCAAGUCAAGCAAGUCUAAUGGAAUUUUACAUUCUAGUGCGGACAGAAUCCAAAGGGAGAGCUUAAGCCAAACGUCUCAUGACCAGGAGUCCUUAAUCACAACGUCUCUGCCUAGCCCAGGAAACUUUAGAAAGUCCAACAUUGAACAUUAUAGCCGAUCAUUCAAAGAAACCACAAACAGCUUGGUAAGGACCACAGAAGAUCUUCGAAGCUGUGAAAAACCUCAAAAAAGGCAGUCUGCGAAAGAGCGUUUGUGGAACAAACAGACUACUGAAUGCCAGUCUUCGGGGACUCCAUAUCAGGAUAAUGAUGGCUACUGUCCUGACUUAGAAUUGAGUGACUCAGAAGCUGAAAGUGACGAAAAUAAGGACCACAUGCGACUGAGAAGAGGCAGCUCAAGUCGAGAAAGUCCUAACAGAGACUCAAAUAGAAACAGUCGUAACAGAAGCAAAAAGAGUAUGGUUCCUCACAGUUCGGGACAGAGGUGAUGGCUCAUGGCUCCCCAAAUCAUUUAUUUAAUGCCUGUGCAUAUUCUAAUGCCAAAAAGAGAGCCUCCAUCUCUAGGAAUCCAGUGAAUAUGGAAUUCUUUUUUUUUUUUUUUUUUAAUCUGGUUUUCUAGUGGAAAGGCCAUGCUAAGGGUGUGGACGAGUCAUUCGUCUAGGAGAAUGCACAGGCUGCAGUGUUACUUUUUGUAGAGCCCGGAAUAAUAAUAUGCACAAUUACAUUUUUAUAUUAUUUGUAACGCCAAAAUGUUCUUAAAUAUUAUACAAUACAAACACCUUGUUUAAUUUAUGUGGAAGCGAAGCUCUGUACCAUAGUUUAAAUAUGCCUUUAAAUAUCUUUGCUAACAAGUGAGAGUAUUACUUUGUGUAAAUACCUUGUUUUUAAUGUGAAUUUUAAUGGCAGUGUACAGGAUUUGCUUGUCGUGCAAUGCAUUUGAUGUAAAUAUUUAAACGGUAUACCUACCAGAUGCCAAUAUGUGAAUAUGGUUUACAAAGAGGAAUGGUAGAUUUACAUUAUUUAUCAUUGUGUUUCAGUCAGACUGAAACGAUCAGCUGAGCAUGGGUCGUAUGCAUGAAGAAUCGUGAUCUGCAGAAUGUAUUCAUGGCAGCUGGGGGAAUAGCACUGAGGUCACAACAGAACACUACUUUCUUUCUAUUCUGAAUGCAGAGCCCCCCACUAUAAAUAAAAAACACACAAGAGGUCUUCCUAAGCAGUCGUUAUACUUGCGUUUGUGAACUGUACUGAGUUUUGGAUUCCCCAUUUCCAAUGUUUUUAUUUUUUUAUUCUAAUUUAUGACCCCCAUUUACCCACAGCUCCUGCUGUGUGGAAAGGAAGUCAGUUUUUCUAUUUAUUCCUAUGGCAGUCUUAUAGCAAUGAAUAGAGAAACUGACUUCCUUUCUAUACUAUAGAAUUUACCAGCUCACUUGCAAAAAUUGGGAGUGUCUGAAAGUGUGAUUUUUACACUGCAAUAUGCAAACAUUGAGUCGUAAUCUAACAGGGUGCAUGCACACGGCCAUAUCCCUUUUGCAGUACUCAAAACACGGAUCUGCAAAAUAUAGAUGCCGUCCGUGUGCUUGCCACAGUUUUCUCACUCCCCUCACUAGAACUGGCUAUUCUUCUCUGCAAAAUGGACAAGAAUGGCACAUGUUCUGUAUUUUGCGGUCACACAGAUAGACGGCACACAGAUGACAUCUGUAUGCUGUCCGUAUUUUUUGCACACUGGUCUGCGUGCGAAAUGCGAAUUGGCCAAACCUGCUGAUUUCAUUGGAACCUGACAAUCCUCUGUGUGUAUGUGUUAAGGGGACCAGGUGCCUUUGACCUUGGCUGUUCAGUUAGACAGUUGCCAUAUUGCCCCAGACAGAACAUUGCUUGCAGCAGAAGUUAUAACUUUUCAUAUACAUCCAGUUUUUAAGGGAAAAUCAAGGCAGGUUUAAAGGAAGUCUGUGAGCUCAUUUAUACCUAUUAAACCUUGGACGGUAGGUGACAUAGCAUGUAGGGUAUGUGGUUUCAUGGCCCGGAAAAAGAGGUUUGAAUCAAUCUGCUAGUGAAGCACAAGUGUCCUGCUGGGAGGUCCAUAGAAGGUGCCCAGGCUGUCAUCUCCUAUCCCGCUCUCUCACCUCUGGACAUCUCACCCCCUCUCUCUCUCUGGAAUUUCAUGUGGACGCAGUUUAUAGCCAGGCCUUACAUUGCCAGAAAAAAAUACCCUUGUGCUUAAACCAAUUGACUGCAACAUGCAAGUGAAAAUUACUUGUGUGCCCUUAUUCUUAAUACAUUUCAACAGCUGAGAAGGACCUAUUUAACCCUUUCACUGCUAAGCAGAACUGCAAUACGUCAAACAAUUGUGGCAGCUAAAUGGAAUAUUAUGGAUGUAGCUCAUCCUGGUAUCAUCUGAAAGCCUGCCUUUAGCGUUAAAUGAUGCCAGGAUGGAAUUCCUAGGUGCAAUAUUUGGGGUGGGGUUUUAGAAGUCAGGGCAGAGGACAAAACUUCCAUUUUCUAUGCCUCUGUUGGGGAGGGUGAAAGCAGACACUGUUGGCUCUAAUGCGGUCUCAAACACAUACAUCCCCGUCCUCCAUUCCUUAUGAGGGGCUAUAUGCUGUCACAUUUAGGGGGCUUUUUCGACUAAUGCAGUGAGGAGAGCAGUUGCAUAUACAGUCAUCCACUGCUCCUAAUCUGUGUUCAAAUGUUUACCAGUAAAAAACACUGUGCUUUUGUUGAUUUUGUGAUUUGAAAGCUCUGUGAAGCAAAAUGGAUUGAAGGUGGCCAGCAGUGGCUUUUUCACAAUUUGCCCACUCUUAGAAUUAUUUUUUUUGUGUGUGAAGAAUGUGUCGAAACCCCUGGUUAAAAUUGAAGCUCAUCUAAAAAAAAUGUUGCCAAUAGUAAUGGUUGUUCACUAUUGGUUAGAUGACAAAAUUCAUUGCAGAGCUUCCGAGUGCAUUAACUUCCUGUAAUUUCUGUAUUAGGAGCAAAUAGACCGGUUCACCCGAUUGGUAGGAGUACUGGCAGCUGGACUUCCACUUGAGGUGGGGAUUAUGUUGGGGUAGUAGAAAAUGAUGAAAAUGUUCACAACCAAAAUGAAAUCCAUACAUCAUGCUUGGUCUAGUUAUAGAUGAUGGUGCACGCAAAAAUGUAGAUCUUCCAACAGUAUUACACUGGUGCUAUGCUCUGCUGUCUCUUGAAUUCAAAUACUGGCCAACAAAAAUGGUGACUCCAUAAUACAGCCAAAAAGAUAAUAUAGUUUACUCAUCUGUAGAUGUUUGACCCCUCUCUUUUUUUUUUUACUUUUUUUUAAAUAUAUAAAUAUGUAUAUAUUCAAUUUCCAAAAAUUGACUGAGCCUUUUCUGAUGUCCCUGAUGUUUUACAAAUACUUUUUCAUUAAAUUAUGUAUUUGC
Bufo gargarizans (Asiatic toad) is the source of this 5550-nucleotide messenger RNA. It is a transcript of the gene JADE3, whose product is annotated as jade family PHD finger 3. The transcript is spliced from 11 exons. Gene Ontology annotation, biological process: regulation of transcription by RNA polymerase II. The coding region runs from base 190 to 2646 and encodes 818 amino acids. Lineage: Eukaryota; Metazoa; Chordata; Amphibia; Anura; Bufonidae. The record is from RefSeq and is a predicted model, not a curated record. Gene Ontology annotation, cellular component: histone acetyltransferase complex.